CUAUUCAUUUCCUUUCCCCGACAGUAUUUCAAAUGCUUUCGGAGGCUUGUCCACGAUUUCCUUUCUUUCUUUGUAUACCGACCCUUGCCAGAAGGGCUUUGUCGCAGUACAGUAUGCGUCGUUCUCACCGUUGAGAUUCUAUAAAGUGGGAGGCCUUCCUCCGACUCCGGUGAAUCUACCCCACUCACAUCGCCUACCCCACAACGCGUCCUCGCAACCCCACAUCCAACCUUCAGCCCACCACCUCGCUUCGCAAUCAUGGUCGCCCACCAAUACAAGCUCUACGGCAUGUCCGUCUCAACCUGCACCCAAAAAGUCGUCUUUGCGCUCAAAGCAAAGAACCUCAACUUUGAGUUCAUCAACAUCAACGUCCUGAAGCGGGAGCAAAAACUCCCCGAACAUAUCGCCCGCCACCCUUUCGGCAAGAUCCCUGUCCUCGAAGACGAGACUGGGUUCAUGAUCUUUGAAUCCCUUGCGAUCGUCCGAUACCUCGAUGCGGAGUACCCCACCAUCGGGACCAAGCUCGUGCCCACCGACCCCAAGAAAGCCGCGGUGGUGGACCAAUGGACGUACCAAUCCUCGUUCAACUUCUACCCGCACAUCCAAGGCGUGAUCGUCGAAACGGCCAUCAAACCCGUCGCAAAGCUGCCCACCGACGAGGCCAAACUCGCGGCGUCGCGCGCACUGCUCGAACCCACGCUGGACAUCUACGAGCGCCAUUUUGCGACCCGCACCUUUUUUGCGAAUGACGAGUUUUCGUUGGCGGAUGUCGCGCAUCUGCCCUACUUCAAUGUGAUCAAUCGCACGCAGCCGGAUUUGAUCAAGACCAGGCCAAAUGUCGCCGCUUGGUUCAAGAGGUCCACGGAGAUGGACACCUGGAAGGCGGUUAUGGAGUGGGUGCAGGCGGCGCCCAAGUCCCACUGAGAUGUCGAAUGUGAGCAGGUCCGUGGCGUAGUACAUACAUAGUAUUCCCCUGUAGAUAUCUCUUCCCCCAUUUUCUUCUAUACACGCUUGUAUUUACAUACAUAUGUAUGCAAUCUUGACGAUAACCCAGCCACUUCUUCCCAUUCUUUGAAACUUUUCGGGUGCAGACUUGAUGAGCUGAUACAAUCGGAAUUAUGUUGAGAGGUAGCGAAGACACUCGCAGCCGAGUGUU
Messenger RNA from Fimicolochytrium jonesii, 1156 nucleotides. RefSeq names its product glutathione transferase. The transcript has a single exon. Bases 259 to 924 code for a protein of 221 amino acids. Gene Ontology annotation, molecular function: glutathione binding; glutathione transferase activity. Gene Ontology annotation, cellular component: cytoplasm. The record is from RefSeq and is a predicted model, not a curated record. NCBI's taxonomy places the organism in Eukaryota, Fungi, Chytridiomycota, Chytridiomycetes, Spizellomycetales, Powellomycetaceae.